AUUCGCCAGGAAGGCCGCCAUUGAGACCCUUAUUCGCCAAGAUGAAGUAUGUCCUCGUUUCCGGCGGUGUUAUAUCCGGUGUCGGAAAGGGUAUUAUUGCAAGCAGCACCGGGUUGCUCUUGAAAACCGCUGGCUUGUCGGUCUCGAGCAUCAAGAUCGAUCCUUACUUGAACCCGGAUGCCGGUCUUAUGAACGUGAAAUGCUUCGUCUUGGACGAUGGAGGUGAAGCCGAUUUGGAUCUAGGAAACUACGAGCGCUAUCUUGGGGUUACGCUCGGCAGAGAUAAUAACAUCACAACGGGCAAAAUCUACCAACAUGUAAUUGAGAAGGAGCGCCGGGGCGACUACUUGGGGAAGACGGUUCAAAUUGUGCCGCACCUCACCAACGAAAUUCAGAACUGGGUUGAGAGAGUCGCUAGGGUUCCUAUCGAUGAGUCCGGAAGGGAACCUGACGUUUGCAUCAUUGGAGAUAUUGAAAGUGCUCCGUUCGUUGAAGCUAUGAGCCAGCUUCAACGACGCGUCGGAAAGGCCAACUUCCUCCAGAUCCAUGUCAGUUAUGUGCCUCUGAUUGGGUCGGAGCAAAAGACCAAGCCUACCCAACGCGCCAUCAGUGAUGUUCGCAGUGGUGGCCUCAGACCUGAUCUGAUCGCGUGCCGCUGUGAAACUCCAUUGGAGGAAUCGACGAUCCGCAAGAUCGCCAAUACCUGCCAAGUGGAGCGGGACCAGGUAGUUGGCGUCCACAACGUGUCGACAACUUACCAGGUACCCAUCCUCCUAGAAACACAAGGGUUUUUGAACACACUCAAGGAACUACUUGAGAUCAACACCAUUCGCAUUGAGGACAAAUAUGUGGAACAGGGCAAGAUUAUGUGGCAGAAAUGGCACGGUCUCGCCAUGAGCCAAGACCAUGUCUUUGACACUGUCUCAAUUGUGCUGGUUGGUAAGUAUACGAGUCUACACGACUCGUAUCUGAGUGUAACAAAGGCACUGGAACAUGCCGCUAUGCACUGCCAGAAGAAACUCAAUCUGGUCUGGGUAGAGUCCUCACAUUUGGAGGAGGACCACCAACAAGAAAACCCGGCCGAAUACUACAAGGCUUGGCACGCUGUUUCUACAGCGGACGGCAUUCUCAUCCCGGGUGGUUUCGGUCAGCGGGGUACCGAGGGGAUGGUUAAGUGUGCCGAAUGGGCGCGUACAAAGAACGUCCCCUUCCUUGGCAUCUGCCUUGGUUUGCAGGUCGCUGUUAUCGAAUACGCCCGCAACAUCUGCGAUAUGAAACAAGCGGACAGCGCCGAGUUCAAUGAAGAGAGUGAACAGCCUGCCAUCGUCUACAUGCCGGAAAUCGAUAAAUCGAAGAUGGGAGGUACCAUGCGGCUUGGUAAGCGGCCGACGCUCUUCCAGGAGGGCACAGAAUGGUCCAAGUUCCGCAAGCUGUACGGUAACAAGCAGGAGAUCUGGGAGCGCCACCGUCACCGCUACGAAGUGAACCCGGAUCUGGUGGAAAGCCUGGAGAGCGCCGGUCUCUCGUUCAUUGGAAAGGAUGAGUCCGGCAAGCGAAUGGAAGUCAUCGAACUGAAGAACCACCGAUGGUAUGUUGGUGUUCAGUUCCACCCGGAGUACCUGAGCCGCGUUAUCACGCCCAGCAAGAGUUUCCUCGGAUUCUUCGCGGCAGCUGCGGGAUGCCUCGAGGAGAUCACCAAGACGUUCCAGGGAGCCCACGACCUCAGUCAUCUUGAGGUCCGACCCAAAGUGAAUUCAGUUUAGCGACUGUAGAUGGUUUGUGUUUGCUUUAGACCGUCAUGAAAGAAUUUGACCAAAAUAUAUGAAUCUAUGAAUAUGAUAUUAUGCAAUCUAUACAAGCAGCAUCACUGCAC
Messenger RNA from Aspergillus versicolor CBS 583.65, 1873 nucleotides. RefSeq names its product putative CTP synthase. Lineage: Eukaryota; Fungi; Ascomycota; Eurotiomycetes; Eurotiales; Aspergillaceae. Gene Ontology annotation, biological process: CTP biosynthetic process; pyrimidine nucleobase biosynthetic process. Gene Ontology annotation, cellular component: cytoplasm; cytoophidium. The coding region runs from base 42 to 1763 and encodes 573 amino acids. The transcript has 6 exons. The record is from RefSeq and is a predicted model, not a curated record. Gene Ontology annotation, molecular function: identical protein binding; CTP synthase activity.